Molecule: messenger RNA, 1200 nt
Organism: Penicillium macrosclerotiorum
Lineage: Eukaryota; Fungi; Ascomycota; Eurotiomycetes; Eurotiales; Aspergillaceae
Product: Nucleotide-binding alpha-beta plait
Exons: 4
Coding region: 1-1200 (399 amino acids)
Cellular component (GO): cytoplasm; nucleus; ribonucleoprotein complex
Molecular function (GO): mRNA binding
Source: RefSeq, a predicted model, not a curated record
AUGCCGUUGCUUGGUCGAGAAAAGGGCCGCAGUCAGAGAUCUCGCAGGUCAGAUGAUGAGUUUGUGGUGUUCCUUCAAGGAAUCCCAGCCCACUGCCGCUGGCAGGAAUUGAAGGAUCUAGUCCGGCAGACGGCCCUACAUAUCCGACAGGCCGUAGUAUACGAUGACAGUCACGGGUUCCCGACGGGACUGGGACAGAUUAUUGUCAAGAACGAGGAUGAAGCAUGGCGCACCUAUCAUCGGCUCUCAACCAAUGGUUGGGAAGGUCAGAGCCUUGUGGUGACGCUGGCCCGAACCAGCGCGCCGACAAAGCCUAUCGCUGGACCUACAAGAAGUCCCCCGGCCAUGAUGCAAGGCUAUAUGUCGGGCCUAUCCACUCCGCCUCGAUCUCAAGGCAAUAUGAACAUGCCUCCAUCACCCAUAUCACCUGAAGCCGUCCACCCAACCAGUCCCACCUAUCCAUACCCAGAAUAUACCCCUAUGAUGGGCCCGAUGACCAUACCUCCUCAACCCUUCAUUCCCAUGAUGCCAGACCCAAUGCAGUGUUUCCCACCAUCACCCAUGAUGCACGGUUCGAUGUACGACGCCCAGGCUUGGAACAUGAUGCCUAUGUAUCCGAUCUCACCCAUCCAGCCAGUCCAUGAUCACGGAACCGAUGGCUUCCCGCGGUAUCACCCGCGUAAGCCAUGGGCACACCACUUGCAUUCAAGUUCUCCCUCUCCAGAUAUGACUCCCCGGGCAGUCUACAUCCAGAACCUGAACUCCGCCACCACAACUGCCGACCUGAAGAGCCUCCUUCAAGGCGCAGGCAGCGUGGAGCAGUGCAACGUAACCGUGACCUCGGAGGCCCACGACAACGAAGCCCAAACCCACGGCUCGGCCAUCAUGCACAGUGCGGAAGAGGCCGAGCGCGCGGUCACCAUGCUCAACGGGAUGACGUUCAUGGGCUCCCGGAUCCGGGUCAAGAUGGACCGGCGCCUCAAUAUGAUGCGCAGCGGAAGUUGGGACGGCGCGAUGGCCAUGCAAGAAGAGUAUGACCCGACUGAGCCGGCUGCGAGUGAAAAGGGCUCCGAGUGCAGUGGCUGCGGGCAAGAUAUUCCCGCCAAGAGAGCCGCAGAUCCCAAUCGUCCACUGGUAGUGGACGGAUCGGGGAUGCAGAAAAAGUCAUUAGAGUUGUUGUCGACGUCCGCGCCGACAUGA